Molecule: messenger RNA, 1757 nt
Organism: Chinchilla lanigera (long-tailed chinchilla)
Lineage: Eukaryota; Metazoa; Chordata; Mammalia; Rodentia; Chinchillidae
Gene: Krt24
Product: keratin 24, type I
Exons: 8
Coding region: 113-1528 (471 amino acids)
Molecular function (GO): structural molecule activity
Source: RefSeq, a predicted model, not a curated record
CCCUUCAAGCGGCUACAUAAGGGGCGAAAAGGCAGCGCGGGACAGAAGCCAGAGCUCCCAGUCUCCUCGCCUCUCCCGCUCAGCCUGACAGCUCCUCUGCUACAGGAUCAGCAUGUCUUGCCCGGCCAGCUUCUCCUCCUCCAGGGCCAGAGGCAGCUGCGUUCUGGGGGGCAACUCUGCCUGGGGCUCCCAAGGGGGAGGUUUCGGGAGCUGCUCCGGCGGGGGCAGGUGGGGGGCAGGCUUGGGCUCUGGGGCCGGCUUUGGCAAGGGUUCUUAUUUUGGCGGGAGCUCUGGCUUCGCUGAAGUUUCUGGCUUCAGCAGCGGGGCUAGCGGAGGCUUCUGCAGCUAUGGAGGUGGGAUGGGAGGUGGCUUUGAGGGUGGUGUUGGCGACGGAGGGCUUUUCUCUGGGAGUGAAAAGCAGACCAUGCAGAACCUCAACGACCGCCUGGCCAGUUACCUGGACAAGGUCCGGGCCCUGGAGGAAGCCAACACAGAUCUGGAGAAUAAAAUCAAGGGGUGGUAUGACAAAUUUGGGCCUGGGUCCAGAGAUGGUGGAUCCAGAAGAGAUUACAGCAAUUACUAUUCUAUACUCGAAGAUCUCAGGAAGCAGAUCGUGGCUGCCACUGUCGAAAAUGCUGGGACCAUUUUGCAAAUUGACAAUGCCAGGCUGGCUGCUGAUGACUUCAGGCUGAAGUAUGAGCACGAGCAGAGCCUGCGCCAGAGCGUGGAGGCCGACAUCAGCGGGCUGCGCAGGGUGCUGGACGGCCUGACCAUGACCCGCUCAGACCUGGAGAUGCAGAUCGAGAGCCUGCAGGAGGAGCUGGUCAUCCUGAAGAAGAACCACGAGGAGGAAAUGACGAGUGUGCGAGGGAGCCGGGGUGGGGACGUGACCGUGGAGAUGAAUGCUGCCCCGGGAACCGACCUCACCAAGUUGCUGAAUGACAUGCGUGCGCAGUACGAGCAGCUGGCCGAGCAAAACCGCCGGGAGGCAGAGGAGCAGUUCAACAAGCAGAGCGCGUCACUCCAGGCACAGAUCUCUACCGACGUCGGGGCAGCCAGUUCUGCCAAAACAGAGAUAACAGAGCUGAAGCGAACCCUGCAAGCCCUGGAAAUCGAGCUUCAGUCCCAGGUGGCCAUGAAAAGCUCCCUGCAAAGAACCCUGGCUGACACCGAAGCUGGCUACGGGGCUCAGCUGUCAGGGAUUCAGGUGAAGAUCAGCAGCCUGGAGGAGCAGAUCUGCCAGGUCCGGGCGGAGACCGAGUGCCAGAACAGAGAAUACGAGCUGCUGCUGGACAUCAAGACUCGCCUGGAGGUGGAGAUCGAGACCUACCGCCGCCUGCUCAACGGAGAGGGAAGUGGCUCUGGUUUUGAAAGAUCCAGGGACGUGGUAUGGAGCAACUCAAGACUUGACAGCCAAGAAAGAGAUCCUAGCAAGACGAGAGUGACGAAGACCAUCAUAGAAGAGGUGGUGGAUGGCAGAGUCGUCUCCUCCCAAGUCAGCAGCAUUUCAGAGGUGAAAAUCAAGUAGGCAGUUUUCAGGUCAACGAUGGCAGUGUCUUUCAGAGAAAAGAUCCAGAAGGACGCAGUGAAUCGCCUCUCCGUAUUCCUCCAGGGAAAAUCUUCAGCCCAGGAAUAGACACCUGGCCCGUGUUUCCCACACUCUCGCUUUCUUAGUAAAUGCUCUGCAACGGUGAAAUGACAACUUUUGUUCUAACCGUGUCUAUGCUUCAGUAAACUCACUUUGGCAAACCAACAAA